Elaeis guineensis (African oil palm) is the source of this 1912-nucleotide messenger RNA. RefSeq names its product geraniol 8-hydroxylase. The record is from RefSeq and is a predicted model, not a curated record. Gene Ontology annotation, molecular function: monooxygenase activity; oxidoreductase activity, acting on paired donors, with incorporation or reduction of molecular oxygen; iron ion binding. Lineage: Eukaryota; Viridiplantae; Streptophyta; Magnoliopsida; Arecales; Arecaceae.
AGCAGUUUCCGCAUGAUAAACACGUGUACGUCCCCACGUCCAAUGGCCCUGCCGGGCCGCCCGCGUGACUGACGCCGGACACUGCCUCAAGGCUUUAAAUUUGUUGCAUCGCUUGAAACGGUGUCCGUCGAACACAUUACAUUGCUUAAACUUGUGUCAGCUUGUUCCUCUCUGUUCUUGGUUAUUUCGAAACCAAGUUUUCCAGGAGGAGGUGCCGUAGAUGGAGUUCUCCGGUCUUCUGCUGCUAUGGAUUUCGGUUACCCUCCCCCUCCUCUUACUCUUCAAAGUAGUAGCAGGACAAAGAUCCCACUCCCAUAGCCGGCUGCCACCGGGACCCAGACCGCUCCCCAUCGCAGGGAGCCUAUUCCAGCUCGGCGACAAGCCCCAUCAGUCGUUGGCCCGGCUCGCAAAGACAUAUGGUCCCCUCAUGACCCUCCGACUUGGCCAAGUAUUCACCAUAGUCGUGUCCUCCCCGGAGAUUGCUAGAGAAGUGCUUCAAAAGAAGGAUGCGGCCUUCUCCGGCCGCUCGGUUGCCGACGCCCUUCGUGCUCUCGGUCAUGCCGAUAUCUCCACCCUAUGGCUGCCACCAUCCAAUCAGUGGCGAAGCCUCCGCAGGAUUUGUAACACAACGCUCUUCAAUUCCCAAACAUUAGACGCCCGCCAGUCCCUCCGGCGACAAAAAAUACAAGAAUUGCUAUCUUAUAUAACUGACCGUUCCCUGAAGGGUUUGCCCGUGGAUAUCGGGCGAGUGGCGUUCACAACGUCGCUCAAUCUGAUGUCUCGCACCAUUUUCUCUGUUGACCUCGUCGAUCUAUACUCCGAGUCCUCCCAAGAAUUCAACGACGUGGUGCAUGGGAUCGUGAAGGAAGUCGGGGGCUCUAACCUCUCAGAUUUCUUCCCACGGCUCGCCCCUAUAGACCCGCAAGGCAGAAGGCGACGCUUGACGGUUCUUUUCAAGAAGCUGCAUGAUAUUUUUGACGAACAGAUCGACCGGCGACUGCAGAGCAAAGCAGAACACCAAACAAACCGCCAGGACGUCUUGGAGGUACUCCUCCAUCUUCAAGUGCAGCAAGAUAGCUUAAAUAUCGACCGACAAGUCAUGAAAGCGUUGUUCGUGGACCUAUUUGUUGCCGGUACCGACACGAACUCGAGCACGGUGGAGUGGGCGAUGACGGAGCUGUUGAGAAACCCUAGGUGCAUGGCGAAGGCCCGCGACGAGGUUGCGAGAGUGAUUGGCCGGGAGAAGGAGGUGGAAGAGUCGGAUAUUGGCCGGCUCCCCUACCUCCGGGCCGUGGUCAAGGAGACCUUUCGACUGCACCCGCCGGCGCCAUUCUUGCUGCCCCGGAAGGUAGAAUCAACGGUGGAGCUGCACGGGUACACCGUGCCGAAGGGCACCCGCGUCCUGGUGAACGUGUGGGCCUACGGCCGGGAUGGGGAGGUGUGGCCGGAACCAAAUGAGUUCAAACCCGAGAGGUUCUUGGACAGGGAUGUGGACUUCCGGGGCCGAGACAUGGAGCUGAUUCCGUUCGGUGCAGGGCGUCGUAUUUGCCCAGGAUUGCCGCUGGCUUUCCGGAUCGUGCAUUUGAUGCUGGCGUCGUUGCUCCAAAAAUUUGAGUGGAAGCUGCCCGAUGGGAUGGGGCCGACUGACGUGGAUAUGACGGAGAACUUUGGGGUCACCUUGGGCAAGGCUGUCCCUCUCCGGGCUAUUGCAAUCUCCAUCGCCUGACGUGUGACACAGCGAGGUGCUUGAAUGUCCACAAUCCAAGAACUCAGCCAGCUCAUAAUCCGGUUCAUAAUUAUUUCUCUGAUUUCAGAGUCGGUUAUGUUGAUUAUGGAUCUACUUUCUUAAAAUAACUAUGUAAAUGUCUACCUUAUUCUUAAUACAAGAGAAGUCCUUCUUAAUACAAGAGAA